This is a messenger RNA of Spathaspora passalidarum NRRL Y-27907, 1681 nucleotides long. RefSeq names its product ribosome biosynthesis protein. The coding region runs from base 14 to 1501 and encodes 495 amino acids. Gene Ontology annotation, molecular function: protein binding. The record is from RefSeq and is a predicted model, not a curated record. The transcript has a single exon. NCBI's taxonomy places the organism in Eukaryota, Fungi, Ascomycota, Pichiomycetes, Serinales, Debaryomycetaceae.
AAAUCAACCAACAAUGUCAAAGCGUGGUGCAUCUGAUGACUUAGAAAGUCAUAACAAGAAGACCCCAAAUGAUCCUGCUCCAAUUACGGAAGAAAAUGACCUUGAUGUAGGUGAAUUUGAAGAUCCUUAUGGGGAUGAAUUUGAAAGUGAUGGAGAAAUUAUUGAAUUAGAUGAUAAUGAAGAUGAGGAAAUGGAUGAAGAAGCCGCCAAUGAAAAGAUUGAAAAAUUGGAACAAAUGGAAGAACAAGAAGAAUCAUCGAUAUAUUUGCCACAUAGAUCAAAACCAUUAGGACCAGAUGAAGUUUUAGAAGCUGAUCCAUCAGUUUAUGAAAUGUUACAUAAUAUUAAUUUGCCAUGGCCAUGUUUAACUGUUGAUAUAUUACCAGAUAACUUAGGUGAUGAAAGAAGAUCAUUCCCUGCUUCAGUGUAUAUGGCAACUGCUACUCAAGCAUCUAAGGCAAAGGACAAUGAAUUAAUAGUAAUGAAGGCAUCCUCUUUAGCUAAAACCUUAGUUAAGGAUGAAGACGAAGACGACGAGGAAGAUGAAGACGAAGAUGUUGAUUCUGAUCCUAUUUUAGACAGUGAAACCAUUCCGUUAAGACAUACUACUAAUAGAAUUAGAGUAUCACCACACGCACAACAAACAGGAGAAUAUUUAACUGCAACCAUGUCAGAAAAUGGUGAAGCAUAUAUUUUUGAUUUAUCUGCACAAUAUAAAGCAUUUGACACACCAGGUUACAUGAUUCCUAAAUCUUCCAAAAGACCAAUCCACACCAUCAGAGCCCAUGGUAAUGUCGAAGGGUACGGUUUAGAUUGGUCACCAUUGAUAAAUACUGGAGCUUUAUUAACUGGUGAUGUAUCAGGUAGAGUACAUUUAACUUCAAGAACUACUUCCAAUUGGGUCACUGACAAAACACCAUUUUUUGCAUCCCAACAUUCAAUUGAAGAUAUUCAAUGGUCAACUGGUGAAAACACUGUUUUUGCUACAGCAGAUACUGAAGGAUAUGUUCGUAUUUGGGAUACCAGAUCUAAAAAGCAUAAACCAGCUAUUUCAGUAAAGGCUUCUAAUACUGAUGUUAACGUUAUUUCAUGGUGUAACAAGAUUAACCACUUAUUAGCUUCCGGUCAUGAUGAUGGUUCAUGGAGUGUUUGGGAUUUAAGAAACUUUACUGCCAAGACCAACCCAACUCCAGUUGCUAACUAUGAUUUCCAUAAAUCAGCGGUUACUUCUAUUUCAUUUAACCCAUUGGAUGAAUCCAUCAUUGCUGUUUCUUCAGAAGAUAACACUGUUACGUUAUGGGAUUUAGCAGUUGAAGCUGACGAUGAAGAAAUCUCCACCCAAAGAAAAGAAAUAAAAGAAUUGAAUGAUAUUCCACCUCAAUUGUUAUUUGUCCAUUGGCAAAGGGAUGUUAAGGAUGUCAGAUGGCACAAGCAAAUACCUGGUUGUUUGAUAUCCACUGGUGGUGAUGGUUUAAAUAUUUGGAAGACAAUUUCUGUAUAGUAUUAGUACUUGUUCUUUUGAGCUUGUAUAGUUUCAAUAUGAUUAAUCUUAGACUCAAGUUGAGAUAACAUUUCUUCGAAUUGUAGCCACUUCUUGUUUUCCUUGAUCAUUAAUUGGACAUAUUCCUCAUAGACAAUCAUAUUCUUCAUAAUAAGCAUAGUCAUUAACUCAUUUAUACGG